GCGAAACGACCCUCAGUGCCGCUUGGAACUUGGACGGAGACAGAUACACGCCGCUCGUGGUCCCAGGGCAGCAGUGGUAGUGGCGGAGGUGGUCAGUGUGUGCCCCCCCGCUAACCUCCGGUGGCCCUAGCGUCCCCCGGGGUGCCCGUAGAGGUGCCUAGGAGUGCCACAGGGGUGAAGAAGCUUUUAUGAAUAUGAUGCAAGACAGAAACAAAGGAAAGUGACGAGUGAAAAUUAAAAAUGUGACUGAAAGUGAAGAGUGAAAAUGAAGCUUCGAUCAGGAAAGUUGCCGGUUCAUGAAGCUUCGAAACUACAGCGAAAGUGAGAAAAAGCUGGUGUACCAAGAUGGCCGCCAACAGCCUCCUCAGCGUCAGACAAGAACUUCGACUGCAGCUUCCGACAUCUUACUACUCCCUGUCAGAGGUGAGUGUCUGUCUGUCAGUGUUGCCACAUCCACGACACAACACAACACAAAGGAUUCAACAGCGUCAAGAGACGCGAGCGAUGGUGACGUAGGGAGCACGUGACUAUGGCCGUGACGUCAUCGCCUGGGAGCAAUGUUACUCUUCUCCUCACUCCCCCUCCAACCCCUCACCCCACUCUCCAUGGAGGGGCCAACAUCACCGCCUCCACGACCCCCAUGAGUAACGAGACCCACCAGCGAUACCUGCGCGAACUGGCCCUACAGGAAUUCUACUCGACCUACGAUGUGUGGACCGGGAUUCGAACAGCCCUCACCCUCGCCCUCUUCUUCGUCUUCACCGUCACCGUCAUCCUGUACAAGAGCAAGUGUAAACCAAGACGCAAGUAUGAGCUCUACCCCAGCCUCGAGGACAUGCAAGCCGGUACCCUUGAUUACUGCGGGUACUGGUGUUCGAGCCCCGGCAGCCACGACACGGGGCAGAAGUCCAGCCAGGUGGACUCCCUGGGGCGCUGCUACAACCAGGGCCGCGGGGAGACCGGAUCGGCGCCCCUCCCCACCCAGCGCUCCGUCGGCUCCUACUCCAGCCUCAACAACUCCUUCAGGGUGAAAAGUCUGCCCGGCAGCGUAAUGCGCAUCAACUGCUCCCGCAACUCAUCCUUCGAGAGGGAAGACUCCCAGGCCACGGCCCACUCGGUGCGGUCGGAGUUUCUGUCGGUGCCCGGCGUGCGGCUGCAGUCCACAGGGUCCAGCAGCGACGGGUACAGCCAGGGGUCGUCGCUGCACGACCUGAGCGGCGAGAUGACGCCCAUGGCGCUGCUGGGCGUGCCGGGGCUGGGGCCGCGCGGCAACAAGCCGCUGCUGCAGCUGGGCGGCAUGGACUGGGACAGCGACCACGCCACCGCCGAGUGGGUGCAGACCAUCGACAUCAACGUCAUCCAGCCCACGCCCAACAUCUCGCCCUGUGGCUCCGUGCGCAGCGUCUCCGACAACUCCGAGCUGGCGCGGCUGCCGCUGCCGUGUCGCGGCCGCGCCGCCUCCCUGCUGUCCUUGGACUCGCCGGACAUGGACAACCGAUCCAUCGGCUCCGACUCCGUGUUCCUCGAAGACUCGUUGGGCGAGACCUUCAGCAGCCGCUCCGAGAGCGUGGACAGCGGCACCCCCUCCCUGCUGGCCUCGCCGCGGCCCUCCCUCACCCCCUCACCCCGCGGAGGCCGCCGGAAGGUGCAGUCCUUCCGCCUCGGCAUCAACCCCUCCACCUCCCCCUUCCCCCCCACCUCUCCCCUGCCGGUGCGCGCGCUGCCCCCCGACGCCUCGCCGCGUCCCAGGGACCAACGCAGCCGUCAGAAGCUGCUGCAGCGCCAGAGGGUUCAGGAGGAGCCGCUGGGCCCAAGCGGCGGCGGGGUGAUGCCGGGCCCGCGGCGCGGCGGGUCGCCUAUGACCUCCCUGCUGGUGCCCACGCUGGGCAGCCACCUGCGGGCGUCGUGCGAGCGGCUGGCGGCCCACACGGCGAUGCGGGGCGAGCUUGAGGCAGGCAGCAGCCAGAGCCGCAGCUCCAGCCUGCUGGUGCCCUCGGCCUCGGGCAGCACGGAGGAGGAGCCCAUGUGCGCCGUGUUCACCGUGCCGUCGCUGCGCCGCUGCAACUCGGCCACGUCGCCCGCCAUGGCGCAGGAGGCGGAGGGCUGGCGGCGUGCGGACAGCGAGCAGAACCCGGCCAUGCGCCGCUCGGACAGCGCCAGCAGCAGGCACCGGGAGUCCAGCGAGUCCUCCAGCGGCUCCGACGACGCCAGCGAGUCCGUGUCCUUCCACCUGAUGGUGCCGGCCCUCAGCCUGGACCAGCCCAGCGCCGACACCAGCCGCGCCUCCUCCCCCGCCCUCUCCACGCCCAGCUCACCCAACUGCACGCCACCCCCUGCCCGCCGCACCCCCAUCUCGCAGCCACAGUCCCCGCGCACCCUGUCCUCGCCGUUCUCCACCUCCUCCACGCCCUCACCCACGCGCGGCAGGAUCGGCCGUACCUCCCAACCGGUCGGCGGCGGGCGUGGCAGCAACGGGCUGCUGGCCCCCGGCGGGCUGGUCAACGGGCGUGCGGGCGCGGGCCGCGGCAACGGGCGGCGCGUGCUGCGGCGGCAGUACAGCCAGUGCGUGCCGCCCAGCCCCACGCUGCGGGACAUGCCGGUGCCGCCGCCCUCGCUGCCCACCUACAUGGAGGAGGACGACCUGGAGGUGGAGUGGUGCUUCCCGCCGGCGCCGCCGCCCUCGCCCUUCAAGGCCGGCCAGGCGCUCUACAUGCGCCAGGACUCGUGCCCGCCCUCCCCGCGCCUCGCCGCCCGCCACCUGCAGCACCAGGACUCCACCCCCACACCCACCCCCACCUCCCCCUCGCUCUCCCCCUGCGGCCCCGGCCCCCUCCAACACCAGGACUGCGCCCCUUUGCCCUCCCCCCGCGCCGUCGGCUACCACCUCAUGCACCAAGACUCCACGCCCUCCUCCACCUCGCCCAUGCCCCGCCAGGACUCCUCCCCCACGCCGCCCCACGACAGGGCGCCCCUCAACCGCGAAGGCUCCUCCCCCACCCCACCGUACGGCGCCAAGACCUCCCUCACGCGGGAGGACUCCUCGCCGCCCUCCUCCUCCUUCCCCUCCGAGAUGCGGGACGACUCGCGCCACCCCUCCUCCUCCUCCACCUCCUCGUCGUCCUCCUCCUCCUCGGUGAUGGAGACGCCCUGCUAACCCCCGCCCCCCCAGUAGGCCCCGGAUGUAGGCAAACACGCGUAGCUCAACCACACCACGUCGAUGCACCCCUCACUCCCCCGCCCCCCCACACGCGCUACAGAUCCUACACAACGGCCCCCCCCCCCCAGUGACGCCAAGCCAGCCGCUCCCCCGCCACACACACACACACACACACACACGCAGCCCGUUGACUUGGUGUAUUAAGUAUUAUUACCGUAACUGUGCUAGAUGUCUUGUAUCAAAGGAGUAUAUUAUUGCGACUCAAAAAAGCGAACAAAGAAAUAAAAAAACCCUAAAGGAAAAGAAGAAGAAAGAAAUAUACGAAGAUUAAGAAGAGAGUUAAGAAGUAAUGUAGCGACGCCAAGACAUGAAUUCCUGUAACUAUUCACUUUAGUAUUUAGACGAUUAGAAGGGAGACGUGGUUUGGUUUAGUUUGCCAUUCAAUAUUCCGUUUUUGUUGUUACGUUUUCUAAUUAUGUUUAAUGGGAGACACGAAGAAACGGAGGAGGAUGCGAAGAAACGAGUACUUGAUAGAGGAGGAGAGAAAGAAUAAUGUUUAGGACCUUUGACUUCAGGAGGAGGAGGACGCGAAGGAGGAAGAGGAGGUUGAGAGGGGACAGAAAUGAGUACACGAUAGAAGAAGAGAAAAAGAAAGUUAGGAGGAGGAGGAAGAGGAGGUUGAGAGGAGGAAAAAGAAUAGAAAAUUAAGAGGUGGAGAAGAGGAAGAAGAGGGUGGUGACGAAGAUGGUGGAACAUACAAAUACAAGAACUACUACUACUACUACUACUUAUGCUAACACAAAAACAAACCAAAAACAAAUUCACUCUACAAACACACAUUUUAACACCGCCCUUCCUCCCCCCUCCACUCUCCUCCUUUCCCCCUCCACUAACAACGGUAAAAAUAGUAAUAAAAAUAAUAAUAUCAACUUGUAAUGAACUGGAGAGUGUUAUGGGUGAAUCAAAGUUAUUCUUAUGCUAGUCAAGUGUUGAGUUAGCUUUAGAAGUCUUGAGUUGAUACCAGUUGUGGAUUGUACGGUAUAGUGGUGGACAUAGCUGAGUUUGGGGUGAUGAAAUUAAGAGAUUUGAAGGUAAUGAUGAGAAGGAGAACUGCCUGUGAAUUCAUGGUACACUUGCUCAAACCAUUUUUAAAUCAUGUCACUUUGUAUUGUUUUUUAUUCAUUUCUUCUUCUUUCAUUCAUUCAAACUGUCUGUCUCCUCUUUGCUUCCUUCCUUCCUUUUCCUUCAUUUCUCUUUGUACCGUUUUUAAAUCAUGCCACUGUGUAUUGUUUAUUUUCUGUUCAUUUCUUCUUAUUUCUUUCACUCAAGCUGUCGAUCUCCUCCUUGCUUCCUUCCUUCCUUCCUUUUCCUUCAUUCCUCUUUGUAUCCCACCUUCUCCCAUACUAAUCUCUAAAUCUUCCUGCUCCUUCCUUCUUUCUUUCUCUCCUUCCUUCCUUAUGUCAUUCCUGCCUUCUCUUCCUUCUGCUCCUCUUUCCCUCGAUCUUUAUAUUCAAGCUUCUUUCCUUCUGUUUUUCUUUUCUUCCUUCUCUCCCUUUCUCCUUUCUUUCAACUCAUCUUCUACUCACUUUCCACCAUUCCUCUUUCCUUUCCACUAAAAUUCCUUCGCUCUCUCCAUCCCUCCUCCAUUCAUCCUUUCCUCCAAUACUCCCAACUUCCUCCUAAAACAGAAUUACCCCCUCUCUUUACCUCCUCCUCCUCCUCCUUCACAUAAAUUUACUAACCCAACCAAACAAUUAUAAAACCACAAAAAAACAAUAUAGCCCCCCCCCCCCCCUAUAAAACUAAUAGAAGAGUAAAGAAAACGACAUGUUGUUGACCCCCCCCCACCAGCCCGCACUCCCUAACUGAUUCUUCUGAACUGUAAAAGAUAAAAUAAUAAUAAAAAAUAAUAAUAAAAAAAAAAUCAACCAGACAUAAUCAAAAUGAAUAGUUCUUGGUCUGCCCACGGCCGUUAAUAAGUUACUGUUAUCUUAAUUAUACUCGACGUGUCUUUUGUGGAACUUAAUUGACAUCAGAAAAAGAGAGAGAGACUGUCAAGUGGUGAUGAUGAUAAUGAUGAAAAUAAUGACAAAAAUGGUGAUGAUUGUGGAGAGGAGGAAUGAAGUGUAAAAAAUGAUGAUUGUGAAAAGUAAAGAAGGAAAAAGUGAAAUAAGGAAAAAAAGUUAAAAAUGAUGAUUGUGAAAAUUAAAGAAAGAAAGAAAGGAAAGGAAAGGAAGAAGAGAAAAUAUUAAAGUAAAAGAAAAGAUGUUGUGUUAAAGAAAGAAGGAAAUGUUAAAAUGAUGAUGAUAAUUGUGAAAAGAAAGAAGAGUAAAAAUAAUGAGAAUCGUGAAAAGGAUGAAGUCAAAAUGAUGAUAAAUGUAAAGAGAAAAAAGGAAGUGAUAAAAUGAUGAUAAUUGAAAAAAGAAAAAGAAAGAAAGAAAGAAAGAAGGAACAGCCGAUAACACACUGAAAUCCAUAUAAAUAACGAUCAUAACGCAUAAACUUAAAUAAUAAAUAAAUAAAUAUAUAUACAUAGAUGUGUUAAUAGCAGUAAACAAGUAAAUAUGUUGUUUGUUGACUUGACAGAGUUAAAAAAAUGAAAAAAAAAAGUGAAAGAAAAAAAAUAAUUACCUAGUUUUUUUCGUUGGUGUAAAAAAGAAAGACAGAAGAAACGUUUGGGCACGAAAGCAAGCGAACGUUUUUCUGGUGUUUGAACGUUUCCACGACGCUCAUUGGUCCGUGUGGUGAGUGACGUCAUGAGGGAAGGAGGGAAGGCCUGUGAUUGCCUGACGAGGUGGUGACGUCAGCAGCGGCCUAGCCAAUGGCGUGAGUGAGACGAGGCGGAAAAUGAUUUAUAUUUGUUUAUAAACUUUAUAAAGGAUGAGAAAAUGUAC
Messenger RNA from Eriocheir sinensis (Chinese mitten crab), 6051 nucleotides. RefSeq names its product serine/arginine repetitive matrix protein 1-like. Bases 530 to 3154 code for a protein of 874 amino acids. NCBI's taxonomy places the organism in Eukaryota, Metazoa, Arthropoda, Malacostraca, Decapoda, Varunidae. The transcript is spliced from 10 exons. The record is from RefSeq and is a predicted model, not a curated record.